AUCACAGCGAAGAUGAAGGUGCUAGCGGCCAUCGUGAUUUGCAUUCAGCUUGCUGUUUUGCAUGGUCAAGACCCGACUACAACUACGACUACCCCGGCAACUACAACCACCUCCAAGCCAAAAACCACAACAACUGGCAAAACGACUACAACUAAGACGACAAAACCAACCACGACCAAAACAACAAAGCCAACCACAACCAAAACGACAACCACCAAGAAGCCAACCACUCCAAAGCCUCCCAACUGCGCUGGAACGAAUUAUGAGAAAAUAGGCAAAUGCUGCUCUGAUCCUCCGAAGACUAUCCUCUCAAUCACCGACAAGAAAGACAAAACCUGCGGCAUUAGCACCACCAACAUUAAAGUUUUCAACGAGUUUAGCCUGAAUAAGCAGCAAACCACGAGUAAGGGAUGGAAUAACGCUCUCCCUUUGAACGACACCAGCGUUGGAAAGAGCCUCUACCCUCUCGCAUACUUUGCUGACUGCUGGUUCAGGGCGAAAGGAGUGAUGAACAAUGAAACUGGCUGGAUUAAUGGUGAAGCACUUGUUGCGUUUAUCACCGCAGGUCAAAAUGAAUACUGGACAACUGUUUUGGGAAAUGCUGCACCAAUGUGUUUCAUAGAAGUUUUCGGAAUGUCACCUCCACUUUUCCUGAAAGACAAAAAGACGAACGUAAGCAGCAUAGCAUUCCUCGUCGCGCAGUGCCUUGCUUUCGUUGCAAUAGACAACUGCGAGACCAAAUUGAACACCACUUCAUGCAACAAAGAUUACGCAAUGUUCAACAAUUGCAAGGAUUACCUUUUCCCAAAUGUGGCUAAUCCACUUUCAUCCCAGCUAAAAGCUGGCGAAGUGAAGUCGUUUUCUCGACGAGUGAAACGUGCAGCCAAGUUCAAUGCAAGAAGCGGAAGGAAGCCUUGAGUUGGCGAGAGAUGAGUUUUGAUGAAAAUUUCAACUUAAGUUAACAAGGAAAUGCGUUUACAAAAGCUCAAGAAGUGUAAAAAAACGGAUCAUUAAAAUUAACUAUGAGUUACGAUUGCAAGCAAAAAAUGUUUAAGCUUUUAACUUGAACAUUAAUUUUAAGGGAAAACGUAAUAGGAGAUAAGAAAGCCAUUUUUUAUAUUUUAGGCAUGAAAAGUUAGUCU
Messenger RNA from Cloeon dipterum, 1142 nucleotides. Its product is annotated as G8 domain-containing protein DDB_G0286311-like. NCBI's taxonomy places the organism in Eukaryota, Metazoa, Arthropoda, Insecta, Ephemeroptera, Baetidae. Bases 13 to 918 code for a protein of 301 amino acids. The record is from RefSeq and is a predicted model, not a curated record. The transcript is spliced from 8 exons.